Messenger RNA from Paramuricea clavata, 258 nucleotides. The record is from the annotation of a GenBank genome assembly. Lineage: Eukaryota; Metazoa; Cnidaria; Anthozoa; Malacalcyonacea; Plexauridae.
CCUGUCACUUGCACUGAAGUCCAACGUAUUAUUAUGGCAAUGCCAAAAAAUAAGUCACCAGGUCCAGACAAGAUAAACAUGCGUAUCAUUAGAGACUGCUUGCCAGUUAUCUUGGGCCCUCUUACGCACAUUAUAAACUCUUCCCUGCUGACAGGCGUGUUCCCUAACGAAUGGAAACUAUCCGAAGUAACACCACUACAUAAAGAUGGUGAUAACGAAGUUGCCUUGAAUAACCGACCAAUCUCACUCUUAGAAUAA